Molecule: messenger RNA, 1478 nt
Organism: Daphnia pulex (common water flea)
Lineage: Eukaryota; Metazoa; Arthropoda; Branchiopoda; Diplostraca; Daphniidae
Exons: 2
Coding region: 759-1241 (160 amino acids)
Source: RefSeq, a predicted model, not a curated record
AGUUGGCUUUCGUGCAGCCAAACGAUUGAACCAAUCGGACGGCCACGGAGAAAAUACCGGAUUGAAUCAUCGCCAUCGAAAGUGUCGGAGCGGCCAUACACCGACCGAAAAAGAAAAAAAGAAAAAAAAAACGGCUGAGCUGAUUGUCACGUCGUCCAAACUCUUUAUACCGCAAUCAAUAAUUUGACGUGGCGCCGUUUUUGUGCAUUUUCAACUCCGAUUAAUAUAUAAUAACCAGCUGGGUGAAAUCAUCAAUUGACGGAUGAGUGACCACUUUCUCGCUGCCUAAAAAAUAAUCAAUUCGUUUCGUCCAAAGUGGGACGACGAUUUAUUUUAUGCGCAUGGCGCUAUAGACGCCCCCAAGUAUUUUCUUGGACAUAGCCGAAACUUGAUCUACGCCGUCAAACUAAUAAAACCGUGACAAAAUUCCUGGAACAAGUGAAAUUCAGGGAAGAGAGAAAAUUCACUUUUGCGCAAUUGGUAUGGGACGAAAUGAAAUUUAAAUAAAAUUUUCUGGGAAUUAAAAAACGCCAUGUUGUGUCGCCUUAUAGUUUACAGUAUAUGGAACCGAAAAUAGACCAUGUGACUAACAAGACGAGAGGGUUGUCAAAUUAUAUUGAACCUCGGCGCUGCAUUAAUGUCCCUUAACGUCGCCAUUUUAUUGCUAAAUCAACCAAUAAUUUAAGUUAUAAAAUAGAGCGAGUCGCCCACCAUAUACAGAACUGUACUGCAGCCAAGAGAGCGCAAUUGACGUUCUGAUGUCACGCAAGGAACAAAUCAUUUUGCGCAUUUGUGUAUCCCUCGUGCUGCUCUUAUUGGUCCACUCGACUGGCAUCAAAGCGGCCAACACAGACACGGCGGCCAUUUACAAUCCGGUGAUUCCACACCGUAGAAUGCCUUAUUAUCCAAAGACUGGCACGUAUUAUCGUCCGUACCCGUACGACUACGAUUACGACUACCGUCCCGCGGCUGCGGCUGCUGCUGCCGGGACGUCGUCAUCGUCAUCGGCCAACUCUUAUUACUACUACCCACGAUAUCCUUAUCCGUACAAGUAUCAGAAUCCGAGUGCGUCCUCAUCCGGCUUCCAUGCGGCCAACCAAUUGCAGUUUAUUGGACCCAUUGAAUCGGCGUCGUCUUUGUCGAACGUCAACACCAACGGACCGAAACUCCGGCCCCCGCAAAAACGACCGCGUCCCCGACCCACCUGCACGCUCAUGGGACUCGGAGGCGGAAUGGCCUAAAGUGUUUGGUGUGUGUGCGUCUUUUUGAUUUUUGAUUUUUCUUCUCUCCCGCUGCCCUUUUAUUUGUUGGCUUCCAAAAUCCAUUUUGCACUUUAGAUUUUGUGGGGUUUGAGGCGAUUGGGUACGUAAAGUCCUCCCCAUUCCGACACUUUGUGCUGUGCGACAACUAAAAGUCAUUUUUCGUCGAGAUUUAUUUUUGCGCAGAUGAAAUAAAAUAUACAAUUUCUCCCUCAACAA